UCUGUCUUCUCUCUUUAACAGCGUGUGGCGCUCUGCACUUUUGUCUUCAGAUGAAUUGAGUUUAGUGUUUAAAAGUGAUGAAAGCAGACUCUGCUGUGGUCGGCUCUGACUGGUUUAUAGCAGCACUCUGCUCUGGUUUUCUGAGCCCAGUCUGUCUCUGUGAAACACAUGAAGGAAAUGUGAAUGAAUAAGAAGUGGAGGACUGACAGGUGUGUUUCUCCUGUCAGACUUGAGAAGAUGAGUGAUGUGGAGGAGGAGAAGGACGGAGCAGAGUCUGGAGUAUUCGGCUCUGAGUCUGUGAAGACUGAGCGCUCCAAAGAUCCUCCUCCAGACUUCAGUGAUGGACCUGGACCCUCAGACACAAAAGAGGAGGAGGAGGAGAAGAGGAGGCUUGUUUGUGAGGAGGAGCAGCCGUCCUGCUGUGCUUCCUGUCAGGACGUCCUGAAGGAUCCCGUCUCUACCAGCUGUGGACACUGGUUCUGCAGACGGUGCAUCAGCUCAUACUGGGACCAGUCUGCUCCACCAGGAGACUCCUCCUGUCCCCAGUGUGGACAAAGACCCAGAACCAGGGACGGUGGUCUGCAGGAGGUUUUAGAUGAACAUAAGAUCAGUCUGAGGAGGAGAUGUGAACGUGUGACUGAAGGAAGUGAUGCAACAGGAAGUGGAACCCUCCUCAACAGGAUCUACACUGAGCUCUACAUCACAGAGGGACAGAGUGAAGAGGUUAAUACCCAACAUGAGGAGAGGCAGCUGGAGACAGCUUCCAAGAAGAAGACCGUCCACGACGCUCCAAUCAGGUGCCAGGACAUCUUUAAAGCCUUACCUGACCAACAGGGACCCAUCAGAGUGGUUCUGACGAACGGCGUCGCUGGCGUUGGAAAAACCUUCUUGGUGCAGAAGUUCGGUCUGGACUGGGCAGAGGGUUUGGAGAACCAAGAUGUCAGUGUGGUGGUUCUGCUUUCGUUCAGGGAGCUGAACUUGAUCAGAGAUGAGCAGUACAGUCUUCUGGAGCUGCUCCAUGUUUUCCAUCCAACAUUACAGAAGGUCCCAGCAGAGAAGCUCGCCGUCUCUAAACUUCUGUUCAUCUUUGACGGCCUGGAUGAAAGCAGACUUUCUCUGGAUUUCAACAACAUGGAGGUUGUGUCUGAUGUCACACAGAAGUCAUCGGUCAACGUGCUGCUGACAAACCUCAUCGAGGGGAAUCUGCUUUCCUCGGCUCUCGUCUGGAUAACUUCCCGACCCGCGGCGGCCAAUCAGAUCCCUCCUGAGUGUGUCGACAGGGUGACAGAAGUACGAGGCUUCACUGACGCCCAGAAGGAGGAGUACUUCAGGAGGAGGGUCAGUGAUGAAGAGCGCUCCAGCACAAUCAUCUCACACGUCCAGACAUCCAGGAGCCUCCACAUCAUGUGUCUGAUCCCAGUCUUCUGCUGGAUCACUGCUACAGUUCUGGACCACAUGUUGACUACAGAGCAGAGAGGAGAGCUGCCCAAGACCCUGACUGACCUGUACUCAAACUUCCUGCUGGUUCAGACCAAGAAGAAGAAGCAGAAGUAUGAUGGGGGACAUGAGACGAGUCCACAGGAGCUGAUGGAGGCUGACAGAGAAGUUCUUCUGAAGCUGGGGAGGCUGGCGUUUGAACAGCUGCAGGAAGGAAACAUCAUGUUCUACCAAGAAGACCUGGAGCGCUGUGGUCUCCAUGUCACAGAGGCCUCGGUGUACUCAGGAGUUUGUACAGAGAUCUUCAGAAGAGAGAGUGUGAUCUUCCAGAAAACAGUCUACUGCUUCGUUCAUCUGAGCGUUCAGGAGUUUCUGGCUGCAGUCUACAUGUUCCACUGUUACACCACCAGGAACACAGAGGGACUGGAGGCUUUUCUGGGGACAGACUGGGACAAUAGGGGGUCAUCUCUGGAUGACUUCCUGAGGGGAGCCAUGGAGAAAUCCCUUGAAAGUAAAAAUGGCCACCUGGACCUGUUUGUCCGCUUCCUUCAUGGCCUCUCUCUGGAGUCCAACCAGAGACUGUUAGAAGGCCUGCUGGGUCAGACAGACAACAGGCCAGGAGUCAUCCAGAGAGCCAUCAACAACCUGAAGAAGAUGAACACUGAUGAGAUCUCUCCUGACAGAACCAUCAACAUCUUCCACUGUCUGACGGAGAUGAACGACCUCUCAGUCCAUCAGGAGAUCCAAGAGUUCCUGAAGUCAGAGAACAGAUCAGAGGAACUCUCUGAUAUCCACUGCUCAGCUCUGGCCUACAUGCUGCAGAUGUCAGAGGAGGUUCUGGAUGAGUUGGACCUGAUGAAGUACAAGACAUCAUACGAUGGACGACUGAGACUGAUUCCAGCUGUGAGGAACUGCAGGAAGUUUGUACUUUCUGACUGUAACCUCUUAGAGACUGCAUGUGAAGUCAUAGCCUCAGCUCUGAAGUCCAACCCCUCCCAUCUGAGAGAGCUGGACCUGAGUGACAUCUACCUGGAGGAUUCAGGAGUGAAGCGGCUCUGUGCUGGACUGGAGAGUCCAAACUGCAGACUGGAGACUCUGAGACUUUAUAACUGUCUGCUCUCAGAGACUGGCUCUGAAGUCAUAGCCUCAGCUCUGAAGUCCAACCCCUCCCAUCUGACAGAGCUGGACCUGAGCUGGAACAACCUGGAGGAUUCAGGAGUGAAGCGGCUCUGUGCUGGACUGGAGAGUCCAAACUGCAGACUGGAGACUCUGGGAUUGAGGUACUGCGGUUUGUCAGAGAUCAGCUGUGCUUCUCUGGCCUCAGCUCUGAAGUCCAACCCCUCCCAUCUCAGAGAGCUGGACCUGAGACACAACAGGCUGCAGUAUUCAGGAGUGAAGCUGCUGUGUGAUCUUCUGCAGAGUCCAAACUACAGACUGGAGAAUCUGGGGGUGUAUGAUGAAGUAUUCAGGGCUCCACCUGACAGAUAUGAAGGACAUCCGUCCACGUCCAACCCAACCCUGGAUGAGUCUGAGGACAGCAGGAAGGAGAGUGUGGAUGAAGAGGAUCCGCUGUGUCCUGAUGAUCCAGAGAAGUCCAAGCAGCAGCUGGUGUGUGGAGAGGCUCUCAAUGCAAACGAAAAGUUAAGUUUCACACCUGAACUGCUGACUGAGUCUGGAAAGACUUCAUACAGGUUCAGGUGUCCCGGUCCAGGUGUGUUCCAGUGUGCUUUGACUGGACUGGUGUUUGUUUUGGCUCAGGAGGCGGAGCUUCAGUACAACACUGUCAUAUGGGACGAGAGCCUCGUCCAAUCAGCUGGCAGGACGGCUGCAGGGCCGCUGUUCAGAAUCGAGAGUUCAGAUGAUGCUGCUGUCUGUCAGCUCCACCUGCCACACUGUGAAACAGAGGAAGCGUUGCGUGUUGACGGCCUGUUGUCUGUCGUCCACAUCACUGAUGAUGGAAUGAGCUUCUUGGAGCCGCUGGAGGUCUCAGACACUCAUGUGAUGGUGAAGGUUCCCCACCUUUCUGCCUUUGGUCUGACUCGGAUCACCACAUGGCUUCUGAGCAUCGUUUGGCCAACAAAGGCCCAAGUUCUGCUGUUCCUGCGACCUCCCAUCAGAAGGUUUCCAGUACUGGAUGUAUUACUGCUGCCUGGCAACGUUCCUCUAACUGAGGUUACAGAGAGACAUAGCCGUGCUGAGCACCUCCUGACCCCUGCCUACUGUGAACUGAUGGUAGGUAAACCCUACAAGGUUCACUGUUCACCUGGGAACUUGAAAGUACAGCCGAAGCAUGAUAAAUUUCGCUUAGACUAUGGACCAAAUUACCAUCCAACAUUUCAAGUGUCACUGAAUCCGAUCCCAGAGAGUGUGACUUUGACGGUCCAGGAUGAAGAGGGCGGAGAAGUCUGGACACAUGACGUGGAUCUGCCAGGCCAGUCUCCCAGCACGACAAACACUGAAGCUGUUUCUGAGCAAACUGAAGCUCAAACUCAGAGAGGAGCAGGACACCAAACAACCAGCGCCCAGUCUGGAGGUGUCGUUGUCACUCCUCAGUUUACAGUUGGUAAUACACGGGAUAUAAACAUCACUGUCCAAUACACACAUGGCCAGUCUCCCAGCACGAUAAACACUGAAGCUGUUUCUGAGCAAACUGAAGGUCCACGAAGAAAUGUCCCAGCAGAGGACAGCGUCCCAACAGAAGACGCUGACCCACCAGAAGAGAAGCUGUCGUUGGUUCGGACAGAGUUUGUAAAAAGAGUCUCUGAUCCUGUUCUGAACCAGCUUCUGGAUAAACUCCUAGAGCUUCACGUUAUAAAUGAUGAAGAAAUGCAGUCACUCAGAGCGAAAGGUCGAGCAGACAGAGCACGAGACGUGAUGGACACGGUGAGAAGAAAAGGAAGUGCAGCCAGCUCAGUCCUGAUGGAGGCUCUCUGGGAGCUGGAUCCACACCUUUCCACAGUGCUGAGGCUCAGAUGAAACAAGAAGCUGAAGUGUGACGAUCCAAACUGAUGUCAGAGUGUUGUUCUCUGUUUCAGCCACUAGAUGGAGGCAGAACGUCUCUGCAGCAGAUUUCUGAGUGACGAUUGGACGCCUGAUUUUAAAGGAUUACUGCACCAUAUUUUUUACAGUUUGUCAUGUACAUGUUUAUCUCUUCUUGGUGUCAGAAAUCUUCAGGAGUAUUCAGAGAAAAGGCCGGAAGGAAAGGAACAAUAGUGCAUAAGUUGAUUUGACGUUGACUGUUUUUGAUGUUAAAUAUUGCAAUUGAUAACCAGGGACAUUUAAAAUAAUUUCUGUUGAUGGAAAAUUCUUUUUUUUUAUACAAACCAAAUCCAAAAUUGUUAGAUGGAGAAAAAAUCAUGUCUCUCUUUAUUGAGAGCAACAGAAUUUGUUUGAACAAAUGUGUAGGCCAGAGUUUUUUGUUUGUUUUUGUUUUAGUCUUUACCUAUUACAGAGACCACCAACAUUUGGUGAACACAAAAAUAAGUCAUAGUAUAGUAUGUCUAUUUUUGUUAAAAAUGGUCAAAUAUUAAAAUGCCUAAAAAUGUUGUUGAUACAUUUUACAGUAUCAUUUUUUUUCUGAAAUGACAGAAAAACACCAUAUUAAAGGAUGUCCAAACAUGUUGUUUUUUGUCAAAAAUGGUCAAAUUUUAAAAUGCCUAAAAAUGUUAAAAAUGGGUCAAUUAUAGUCCGUUGAUAGAUAUUAGAGCAUAAUUUAUCCUGAAAUGAAAGAAAAACACCAUAUUAUAGGAUGUCCAAAAUUUGGAGAAAACAAGAAAAGUCAUACUAUAGUAUGUCGUAUUUUGUCAAAAAAGGUGACAUUUUAAAAUGUCUAAAAAUGUUUGAAAUUACCCAAUUAUAGCAUGUUGAUACAUAUUAUCACAUAUUAAGAAAUGACAGAAAAACACCUUAUUAUAGGAUGUCCAAAAUUUGAAGAAAACAAAAAUUCUCUUUUUUUAUUGACAAAAAACAACAUACUACACGGAUGUUGUUUUUUGUAAAAAAUUGUCAAAUUUUAAAAUGUAAAAAAUGGCCCAAUUAUAGUCAUUUGAUACAUAUUAGAGCGUAAUUUUUCCUGAAAUGACAUAAAAACACCAUAUUAUAGGACGGACAAAAUUUGGAGAAAACUUUAGUGAUGUCGUUUUCAUUUUUUACAUUUUUUUUUGUAGUUUUACAUGUCGUCACAUUAUCAGCUGAAAGAUUUCUGUCUUUAUUCUAAGAAAAAGAAGUAAAAACACAACAGAGUGGUGUAAAAUGAUUUGACCGUAUUUAUUGUUUAAUUCCAUAUACAAAAAGAUAAAAUUGAAAUAACCCUUCUUUUUCUACAGUGAUUUUUAUUUUAUUGUUACGAUAACAGGUUGUGUGUGUGUGUGUGUGUGUGGCGUCGCUGCGCUGAGGACUAGAACUACAUUCAUUCAUACAAUAAUGAUCCUGGCACUGGGCGGAGAGAGGAAGGUCGAGAUAGAAAGAGAGAUAUACAAUAGAUUUAUGAAAAUAGAUAAGAAAAGAGAGACGCCACACACAAACAAACACACACACGUUUUCUUUUGUUCCCCACAGAUCGAGCAGGAGCUCCAUGUUUUCUCUACAAACCACCACAGUUUAAAAAAAAAAAAAGAUAACAUCGAGACUGCAAAUGAAACAUCUAUGUUACAGUGAUGGU
Molecule: messenger RNA, 6097 nt
Organism: Centropristis striata (black sea bass)
Lineage: Eukaryota; Metazoa; Chordata; Actinopteri; Perciformes; Serranidae
Product: NLR family CARD domain-containing protein 3-like
Exons: 17
Coding region: 184-4413 (1409 amino acids)
Biological process (GO): regulation of apoptotic process
Molecular function (GO): protein binding
Source: RefSeq, a predicted model, not a curated record